UGCUCGCAGUUGCAGCGGCGGCCGCGGGCGAGCGGACCGCGAGGUGAGGAAACCGAGACUCAAAGACGGCCACCACUUGCCUUGGGCCACGAAGGAGGCAGAGCCAGGACUUAAACCCAGAUCCAGAGACGACGGGAACAUGGCUACCUGGAACGAAAAGACAGUCACCCGCAGGGCCAAGGUGGCUCCCGCCGAGAGGAUGAGCAAGUUCCUGAAGCACUUCACCGUCGUCGGCGAUGACUACCAUGCCUGGAACAUCAACUACAAGAAAUGGGAGAAUGAAGAGGAGGAAGAGGAAGAGGAGGAGCAGCCGCCACAAAACCCCAACUCGGCCGAGGAGGGCAGAGCUGCGAAUCCGAGCACAGCCCCCGCCUCCCCGCCCAAGCGCCCCCUGGACUUCAGGACCACGUUGAGGAAGCUCUUCAGCUCCCACAGGUUUCAGGUCAUCAUCAUUUGCCUGGUGGUUCUGGAUGCCCUCCUGGUGCUGGCCGAGCUCAUCCUGGACCUGAAGAUCAUCCAGCCCGACAAGAAUAACUACGCCGCCAGGGUGUUCCACUACCUGAGCAUAGCCAUCCUGACCUUCUUUAUGAUGGAGAUUUCCCUCAAAUUAUUUGUUUUCCGCUUGGAGUUCUUCCACCACAAGUUUGAAAUCCUGGACUCCAUUGUUGUCGUGAUUUCGUUCGUCCUGGACAUCGUCCUCGUGUUCCAGGAGCACGAGUUCGAGGCUCUGGGCCUGCUCAUCCUGCUCCGGCUGUGGCGCGUGGCCCGGAUCAUCAACGGGAUAAUUAUCUCGGUUAAGACACGUUCCGAACGGCAAAUGUUACGGUUAAGACAGAUGAACAUACAACUGGCCGCCAAGAUCCAACACCUGGAGUUCAGCUGCUCCGAGAAGGAACAGGAGAUCGAAAGACUGAACAAGCUGCUGAAACAGCACGGACUGCUCGGCGAGGUGAACUAGAGGCGCACGCGCCCCACUCCGCCGAGGAGGCCCCGCCCCACGGGCUCGCGCAGUGAACCAGGACGACGGCCGUCCC
This is a messenger RNA of Phyllostomus hastatus (greater spear-nosed bat), 1034 nucleotides long. RefSeq names its product hydrogen voltage gated channel 1 (gene HVCN1). Lineage: Eukaryota; Metazoa; Chordata; Mammalia; Chiroptera; Phyllostomidae. Gene Ontology annotation, cellular component: plasma membrane. The transcript is spliced from 8 exons. The coding region runs from base 140 to 958 and encodes 272 amino acids. Gene Ontology annotation, molecular function: voltage-gated proton channel activity. The record is from RefSeq and is a predicted model, not a curated record. Gene Ontology annotation, biological process: proton transmembrane transport.